Molecule: messenger RNA, 1023 nt
Organism: Drosophila sulfurigaster albostrigata
Lineage: Eukaryota; Metazoa; Arthropoda; Insecta; Diptera; Drosophilidae
Gene: Gr9a
Product: putative gustatory receptor 9a
Exons: 2
Coding region: 1-1023 (340 amino acids)
Biological process (GO): sensory perception of taste
Cellular component (GO): membrane
Source: RefSeq, a predicted model, not a curated record
AUGGCCAAUCGAACGCUACGCUUUCUCACUUUCUAUUUCCGUGUGCUGGCCAUCACUUGCAGCGCCCAGAAACGUGCCACACAAGGACUGCUGAGUGCGUACCUGGCCAUGGCGCUGGGCGACAUGAUCUUGCAAAUGUGGCACUAUUUGAACCGGGGCUGGCAGCUGAACGAUUUCCAUCUACGACGACAACAGCACUACAACGGCUUUGUUCGUAUCUUGGAUGCGAUGAAUGUCGCCUAUCUGAUCACACACAUGGUGAUGGUGUUGCAGGCUCUGCUCUUUCGCAAUCGCGAGCGAUUGCUGUUGUCACAGCUGCCGGAUAUGAGCAGCAAACGCAUCUCGUUGACCGCCCUGCGCAUUCAUUUGAUAGUCGACUGCAGUGUGACGACGAGCGCAUUACUCAUGGGUUUGUUCAAUUCGCUUCAGGUCAGCCAAUUGAUCGCCAACAUUCGCUACUUGUUCAGCACUCAGGCGGUGCGUGGACGCUGCCUGCAGGUCGCAAUGCUCGUGAUGCGGCUCGAUGCGCAGCUGCUGCAGCUGCAGGAUGAGCUGACAGAAGGACGACGUUGCAGCCUGGAGUUGCGUGCAACUUAUGCGCACAUUGUGCGCCUCAGUCGCCAGAUAUCGGGCAUUUAUAGCCUGUCGGUACUGAUGUUGAAUGUGCUGUGCAUCGGCGACUUCAUUAUGGUUUGCUAUGCCUACAUUGUGCUCUGGGAGAUCUCGGACUCGAAUCUCACCUGGCUGUUGGUGUGGCAAGGACUUUACGUCCUGCUGCCCACCAUGAUGAAGAUCUGGAUACUCUGUUCAGCCUCAGAGCGAUGUGCCAAGCAUUCGGCACAGCUGCAGCAGCUACUUAAUGCCGCCUAUCAGCAGACAAGAAUGCGAACUGGCUUAAAUAUGAGCUCUACGCGAAUUCAAACUAACGAGUUCGCUGUGCAGAUUAUGCAGAAUCCUGUGCAGUUCGAUGUCUGUGGCAUCUACUAUCUCAAUCUGCAAUCUCUGGCCGGGGUACGACUUUAA